This is a messenger RNA of Trematosphaeria pertusa, 774 nucleotides long. RefSeq lists its product as uncharacterized. The transcript has a single exon. Bases 1 to 774 code for a protein of 257 amino acids. Lineage: Eukaryota; Fungi; Ascomycota; Dothideomycetes; Pleosporales; Trematosphaeriaceae. The record is from RefSeq and is a predicted model, not a curated record.
AUGGCGUCCUAUGCUGUCUCUCGUCUCCUCGACCGGGACGAAGACAAACAUCACAGAACGGCUUCAAGACAUCUCUCCCGCGGCUACGCUCUGCACAUCCCCAAGAAGAGACUGGAAACUCCGCGACAUUACCCUACGCCUGAUGAUGAACUCGCAGCAAAGCUGGCGGACGCAAUGUGGUUGGAUUCGGAAGAAGGCCCGGGCAGUAAGACGGCGACGAAGGCCUGUAGGUCUCAAGGGGUAGACAGCGAUGCAGCGUACGAGAGAUCUGGAACUUCAGAUACUUGUGCCGCGGCAAUGGAGAGCCAGCAGGUCCCCGCUGCCUCUGUUGACUUAGAAUCCCAUUCCGAUACUCACCAGCGUCUUGCUGCCAUUCCUCCGCACGAACCAACCAUCUUCCAUACUUCCCCGCCAUUCGAUCCAAAGGCGUUCUUCAAGCCGUCUCGUGGGGCUGGUUCCCCAUCAAAGAUCUCGUCUCUCGCCUAUUUCCCGUCCCAACCGGCACCAUCCCUUCACACCUUCGACCCUCACCCCUUGACGGGCUCCGAUAUUGACAUUGACUCCGACUACUACAACGGUUCUGACGACACUACCGCGUGGCUUCAACGUCGCAUGGAAGAGCAAGCGGACCCAUUCUACCGGCACCACCAUCGCGGACUCUGGAAUGAAAAUGCGCAAAGUUUGGGGGAACCGGAGUGGACCCAGGAAAUGGAGGCACUCGCCGAGUACGGCAGGCCUGGGCGUAAGGUUCUAGAUAACGGGGUGGGCGCUUAG